Messenger RNA from Helianthus annuus (common sunflower), 451 nucleotides. RefSeq names its product non-specific lipid-transfer protein 1. Gene Ontology annotation, cellular component: membrane. The coding region runs from base 2 to 388 and encodes 128 amino acids. Gene Ontology annotation, biological process: lipid transport. The record is from RefSeq and is a predicted model, not a curated record. Gene Ontology annotation, molecular function: lipid binding. The transcript is spliced from 2 exons. Lineage: Eukaryota; Viridiplantae; Streptophyta; Magnoliopsida; Asterales; Asteraceae.
GAUGAAAGGAGUCGUGGUAGUUGUGUUGGCAAUGCUAGCCAUAGUGGGGUUCAUGGUGCAGCCAAACGAAGCCAUUACUUGUGAAGAAGUUGACCGUUUGCUUGCACCAUGUUUAAGCUACCUAAAAACAGGUGGAACCCCAUUACCCGAUUGUUGCAUCGGGUUGACGGCUCUCCAAGCCAAGGUCUCAACCAGGUCCGAUAGGCAAACCGCGUGCAAUUGCGCAAAAAAAGCAGCAAUUGAGUAUCAAGUUAGGGAGGAUACUGCUAAGGCCCUUCCUGAUAAAUGUGGAAUUACUAUCAGCGUACCAAUUAGUUCCACUGUCGACUGUUCCACAGUGUUCAAUGGUAUGCGAGUUACAAAUGAAGUGGGGACCGAACUCCUUUAGAAUAAAUAUGUAUCAUAUCUACGUUGUGUUUGAGAAGUUCAUAGCCUUAGUGGACUUGGUUUA